Messenger RNA from Anopheles marshallii, 2082 nucleotides. It is a transcript of the gene Qsox1, whose product is annotated as sulfhydryl oxidase 1. Gene Ontology annotation, cellular component: Golgi membrane. Gene Ontology annotation, molecular function: flavin-dependent sulfhydryl oxidase activity; protein disulfide isomerase activity. Bases 1 to 2082 code for a protein of 693 amino acids. NCBI's taxonomy places the organism in Eukaryota, Metazoa, Arthropoda, Insecta, Diptera, Culicidae. Gene Ontology annotation, biological process: protein folding. The transcript has 2 exons. The record is from RefSeq and is a predicted model, not a curated record.
AUGGUGGUGCGAAUUUUGACUUCGGCCCGGAUCCAUCUGCCACCCAACAGAUCGUCCACUGCGUGGCUCCUGCUACUGCUGGUGGUGGCCACCGUCGACCUCGGUACCGGACCUUGGCUCGGUCAGGUGGACGGCGGUGCGGUCGGGCUGCGGGAAAAGCUGAGCGUCUACGAGCAACGGCUGUACAAACGGCAGAUCGAAGAAAGUGAAAACAGUGGCCUGUACGAUGCGACCGAUUCCGUAAUUUCGCUGACUGCGGCCAACCUGAAACAGCAGGUGUUUAACCAACCCCAUGCCUCGCUGGUCGAGUUUUACAACUCCUACUGUGGCUUCUGCCGCCGGUUCGCACCUAUCUGGAAGCAGCUGGCCACGGACAUUCUUGGCUGGCAGAAGCUGGUUCGCGUGACGGCGCUGGACUGCUCGCGGGAUGAAAACAAUGCCGUCUGCCGGGAGUUCGAAGUAAUGGCCUAUCCGACGAUCCGGUUCUUUUCCCCGUACUAUACGGAUGGCGAACAGAAGAUAGGAAACCCAGUGAAAGAGCACGAUGAACAACGCAUUAUCGAUCGGUUGGUCGAAUACAUGCUGCGCGUCGAGAACAAACCGACCAACUGGCCCAACCUUACCGCCAUCAAUCGUACGGACGAUAAAGCGACUCUGUUCGAAGCCACCUCCAUCGGUGCUACUAAGCCAAAGUACGUGUAUCUGAUUAACGAGAAGGACGUGAACGCGACGACCGGUUUGCAGGUGAUCCUCGAUUUCCACGACACACCAGACGUUGUCGUUUACCGGGUGCACGACCCAUCCCUUACCACGAACGGUCUCUCGGUGGUGGAUGGUUCAUCGCUGAGCGUCAUCAACCUACCAAUUGACGAAUUCUCCCGGGAGAAAGUUCGCGAAGCGAUCCGAUCACACCUGCGCCAGCAUAACAUAAUCGUGACGGACGUGUCGACAAAAUCCGCCAAAAAAGCCGGAGAAGGUGCAGCUGGUACGACCGAACAGAACAUAUCGGCCCUGAUGGAACAAAAGCAGGAAGCGGCAAUACGAGCUAAGGUAAAGGAACUGGGGGCUGCCGUUGUGUAUCAGGCUGAUUUGGAGGAAGCGGUACGGUUUGCACUCUUCCAUGAGAUUGGACGGUUCCGAACGAUCGAGGGUGAACGGUUGGUGGCGUUGCAGAACUUUUUAAACGUGCUCGUGCGCUACUUCCCCUUCAACGACAAUGGCCGACGGUUCCUUACGGAAGUACGCCAGUACGUACUAAACACCGGCGAGGAACGACUCGAUGGGGAAGCAUUUGUGGCGCGUGUAAAAGCGCUCGAAACCGAGCGAAAGCCGGUGUUCUCCUCCAAUCAUUGGAUUGGUUGUUCCGGGUCGAAAGAAGGAUUGCGUCGCUAUCCGUGCGGUUUGUGGACGCUGUUUCACUAUCUAACGGUGCAGGCCGCCGAGAGUGAUCUGUCCAACAACCCACUGGAAGUGUUGGAAGCGAUGCAUGGUUACAUUAAGCACUACUUCGGGUGUUCUGAGUGCUCGCAGCACUUCCAGCAGAUGGCCGAUCAAAAUCGUAUCUGGCAGGUGGGUACGAAGGAUGACGCCGUACUGUGGCUUUGGUCAAGCCACAAUGAAGUGAAUAAGCGUCUUGCGGGCGAUGCAACUCAGGAUCCGGAACAUCCAAAAGUGCAAUUCCCGACCACAAGCGAUUGUACGCAGUGUAGACGCAAGAUCCUCACCAACCACCACAACCACCAGCAGUACACGAUGGAAGACGGUAACGAGUGGAACCUGACAGAGGUGCUGCUCUACCUUAAGCACAUGUACGCGUACGAUCGACGCAAUUUGUUCGGUCUGCAUGAUAGCAGCCUCGCGCCACAGGGUUCAGACGGUCGAUCGGAAUGGGGUGGCGCUGCUGCAUCCGGUGCCCAAACAAGCUACCACUCGUACGGUAAUGUGCUCAGUGACAUCGACAUCCGCUUCAGUGCGCUGUUGUACGUAACCUGCAUCGUGAUGAUAGUGAUUGCGAUCAAGAUGGUUGUGAAACGUGGCUAUCGAAAGAAGAUGUACCCACACGAUAUCCUGGGUAAGGUGUAA